GCGUAGAUGGGUUUAUUCAUAUUGCUCUGGUGUUUCGAUUUUCACAGGACUUAACCCAUUUUAGUUAGAAUAAAGGUACAUCAUUUAUUUUUCUAUGAAGCCAUAGUACAUCUGUUGCCAUGCCAACCAUAAUUGGGUUUGAAGGAAGCGCUAACAAAUUAGGUGUUGGUAUUAUAAAAGAUGGUGUUGUAUUAUCUAAUCCCAGAGUGACGUACAUCACUCCCCCUGGACAAGGAUUUUUACCGAGAGACACCGCUAAACAUCAUCAAGCUCACAUUCUACAAGUUCUACAAAAGGCACUUGAUGAAGCAGAGAUUACGCCUGAUCAACUUGAUGCUGUCAGUUUUACAAAAGGGCCUGGUAUGGGUGCACCGUUAGUGUCAGUCGCCAUUGUAGCGAGGACUGUAGCACAGCUGUGGAAUAAACCAAUUAUUGGUGUCAAUCACUGCAUCGGACAUAUUGAAAUGGGAAGGUUAAUAACUAGUUGUAAAGAUCCAACAGUACUUUAUGUUAGUGGAGGAAAUACACAGGUGAUUGCAUAUUCGCAAAAACGAUAUAGAAUAUUUGGUGAAACUAUUGACAUCGCAGUUGGAAACUGUUUAGACAGAUUUGCCAGAAUUUUAAAAGUAAGAUAUUCUUCAUUAGUAAAAUUGUAUUCAUAUUCUAUUUUUGACUGAAUUCUUUUCUAGGAUAUAGCACAUAAGAAAAUCAAAUCAGGAGAAUGCACACCUGAAGAUCUUUGUUUUUCUCUUCAAGAGACAUUAUUUGCCAUGCUGGUUGAGAUAACAGAGCGUGCAAUGGCUCACUGUGGUUCACAGGAAGUACUCAUUGUUGGCGGUGUUGGUUGUAAUCUGCGACUUCAGGAGAUGAUGAGUGUAAUGGCAUCAGAGAGAGGAGCUAAACUGUAUGCCACUGAUGAAAGGUUUUGUAUAGAUAAUGGGGCUAUGAUAGCACAAGCUGGAUGGGAAAUGUUUUGUAGUGGACAGACAACACCAUUGAAAGAAACUUGGUGUACUCAAAGAUAUAGGACUGAUGAAGUAGAAGUGACUUGGAGGGAAUGAGUUACUAUUACAACCAUAUCGUGGUGUACCUUAUUAUUAGUGGAUGUCAGCUGUUGCAAAUAGUGUCAGAAUUGACUCCUGCAUGCAUGGCGCCCUCGCAAACAUCUCAUAUUUCUUGUAAUUACAAUUUUUUUAGACUAUUUUAUCAAAACAUAGAGAAAAGAAAAACUCCAUAUUCAUGGCAGAUUGAAAUUAAAACACAUGUUUUUUGACAAUUUCAAAAUAAAAAUUUGAAAAAACAAAACUAACAUUUUCUGGGUCUAACCUGUAAUUUUUCUAAAAUAAUUGAAAUGCAUAUUUGCUUAUGUAUUUUAAUUCAUAAUAGUUUGUGAUUUGUGCAUAUUAACUAAUCAGCAUUUUAAUUCAACUUAUUCCAUGCUGUAUGUGCAUUUCAGUGUUAUAAUAGCUUACCUGCAGAUUAAGUAACACUGAACAAAUUCAGUCACGUCUGGUUUCCUUUCUCUUAUGAAAAUUUCUGCUUGUGACUUUUUUUAUUUUUCUAAUCCUGUAUGAUCUUUUUUAGUAACCGUGAUGAAAUGUGCCAUUUUGGACAAUCUGUUCACUUUUGCAAGUCUGUUAUCAGUCAGCUUAAUAACUAAAUCAAUAAAAUGAAUUGCAAAUAUCAAUCGAGUAGCCAAGGUGUUAAAAAUGGAUUGAGUACUGACAAAUCAAAUUAUCCUUUGAGUUUUCAGGUUUUCCUUAUAAAGACAUGUUGGCUGUUAUUUCUCUGGAAAUCAGAGGAAAUAUUUUCUGUUGUACUCAACAAAGGAGCUCAAUACUAAACACAAAAGAAAGUUUAAUGGCUUAAAGUAGGAUUUAGAUCGUGUUAAAAUCCAAAUCCCCCUUGGAAGAGUUGCAAACAACAAUUUUCAUAUACUACUUAGCUGAUGACUAAACAAAAGUACCGGUAUAUACCAAACUGCAUGAAAAUUAUACCAAAAACUAGGUAAACCUACCAAAUACAUAUAUAUGCUCAAGUGAAAUAAACUAUAUUGUCUACCGUCAUCAGUCUCUCCCAGUGGUAACUUAACAAUCUCACACAUUCCAUUUUUUUUUAAUGUCAUUGUAUAAUAAUAAUAAUUUUACCACUUACACAUUCCCUGGAGGGAUUGGCAAUGGUUACAAAUGUUUGAGAAAAAAAAUUUUAAAGUAUAAGACACUUUGGUGUACCUUGCUUAUGGCUGUCAGUAACAUGCAUGUAUAAAGAAUAACCGGCAAAUGCAAUCUUGAAAUGCUUUUCACACAGACCCUUUAUCUACAAAUCACACUGCAUUUCAUUAUAUGCCUAGGUAUGACAUCUACCAAUGCACUGCUGGAUGACAUGCCUUCAGAAAUAAAACUACCAUAUUUACUCUAUUAGAAGUGCACAUAAAUUAAAAAUGACAUGUAUUGUGCACUGGAUUGUUAAAGGGGAACCGCUCAAUUCCAUGGAUUGCACCAAAGAAUCAUGGGACACUAUUGUUUAUGUUGUUUACAAUGUUAAUCUAUCUUUUGUUAUCCAUUGUUAUUUUAAUCCAGAAAGUAAAUUUGUUGUGAAAUUAAUCUUAACUGGAAGGUGCCCCUUUAAAAUAUUCAUGUUAUUUACUUGAGCACAUAUGGUAUUACUAAAAGGGCAGGUGGAAAAUACAUCAUAUUCAAGUGACAAUGAGGAAAAAAUAACUUUAGCAGUUUAACGCUAAGGCUGAUAUUGUAGAACAUAAAAAUGAGAGCCAAUUCUUUUUAUUGCUACGUUCCAGAAAAUCUCUUGUAUGGUAGUCUCUUUGAAAAUAACCUUUUUCAGUUCAUCGUAACUUGCAAUGAGACUAAUUUAAAAACAUGAGGUUAAAAAUCAGGAAAUUCAAAACCCAUAUAAACCACUGAGAUUUCUGUAUCAGAGCAAAAAAAAAAUUAAAUUUGGUGGUUUAUUGUAGACUGUAUUGUGUACAAAUAAGAUUGAGGGUUUGUUCCUGUAGUUCAUUUUUUUUUUCAAUCUGGUCCAUCCAGAAAAGCUA
Saccoglossus kowalevskii is the source of this 3052-nucleotide messenger RNA. Its product is annotated as putative tRNA N6-adenosine threonylcarbamoyltransferase. NCBI's taxonomy places the organism in Eukaryota, Metazoa, Hemichordata, Enteropneusta, Harrimaniidae. The record is from RefSeq and is a predicted model, not a curated record. Gene Ontology annotation, biological process: tRNA threonylcarbamoyladenosine modification. Gene Ontology annotation, cellular component: EKC/KEOPS complex; cytoplasm.